AUGCGUAACGCGCUGUACGCGGUGGGAGCGCCGAUUCUGCAAAGCGCCACAUCGACGAUCCUCGGCGUGUCAUUCCUCGCUUCUGCAGAAUCGUACGUCUUCAGGAGCUUCCUGAAGACAAUAUUCCUUGUUAUUCUAUUGGGAGUACUCCACGGUUUAGUCAUCCUUCCAGUCUUGCUGACAAUGUUCCACUGUUCGUGCACAAGCAGCGAACCCGAGCAGAUCAACGACGCACCUUCUUCAAUCAGCAAGAAAGAGACUUUAUCUCCUUCGCCUGAUGUGAAGUACCUCGCCAGUCCUGAUUUGUACAAGUUCCCACCAUUUGAGUUUUCAGUACCAUAUAUGGAAUAUUUGAAAGACCUAGGAAGGCCUCCAGACUAUCAUGAAGCUUCUGCUCCUUAUCCUAUGCGAGCGCGACUGAAGUACACAAAAACUCCUAAACUUCACCCUGAUCGUGAACUUGAAAAGUACCCCAGUCCCAGCAUACAACCUCGGUGA
Ostertagia ostertagi is the source of this 498-nucleotide messenger RNA. NCBI's taxonomy places the organism in Eukaryota, Metazoa, Nematoda, Chromadorea, Rhabditida, Trichostrongylidae. The record is from the annotation of a GenBank genome assembly.